Molecule: messenger RNA, 1963 nt
Organism: Phacochoerus africanus (Common warthog)
Lineage: Eukaryota; Metazoa; Chordata; Mammalia; Artiodactyla; Suidae
Gene: CCDC86
Product: coiled-coil domain containing 86
Exons: 4
Coding region: 127-1236 (369 amino acids)
Cellular component (GO): nucleolus
Source: RefSeq, a predicted model, not a curated record
AACAUGGCCUCCGCAGCAACAGCCCCUCCUGCCCUACACAGACGUGGCGUCUCCUGACGUCAUAGGACGGCGCCGGGAGUCCUAGAAGCUGCACGUGGGCUUGGAUUUGGAAACUCUGGCGGGGCCAUGGAUACCCCUCUCAGGCGCAGUCGGCGGCUGGAAGGACUAAAGCCUGAAUCCCCCGAGAACCCCACCCCAGUUUUGCAGGCGAGACGGGCCCUUGUGGAGCUCGAGUCGCACCCAGAAGAAGCGAGGGAGCCCGGGUCUCCUCGGAAUGUGCAGCCACCAGGUUUGGGGUCCCCCAGACGUCAGUCAGAGACAGCUCCAGUUUCACCCAGUCUACAGGAAGGGGCAGGCUUGGGGUCCCCCCAGAGACAGCCAGAGCCGGGCCCAGGGUCCCCCCAGCGUCAGCGAGAUCCGGGUCUGGAGUCUUCCCAAAGGCAGCCGGAAUCGAGUCCUGAAACCCCAGGACUUCAGUCAAAGCCAAAUGGGGAGCCACCAAAGUUCUCCCAGGACCAAGAAGCGGAUUCGGAGUUGGCCGGGAGUAAGGCGGAGCAGACCCCGGAGUCUCCCCAACAUCAGCUGCAGUUGGGCCCAGGGUCACUAGAGCCUUACCCCGGUCAGCAAGCGCCGGAUCUGGAGCCCUCGCAGCCACUCCAGGAGCUGCCACUCCAGGAGCUGCCACUCCAGGAGCUGCCACUCCAGUCACCCGGUUCCCCACAGGAUCAGAACGAGCCAAGCAAACCAUCUCCAUCCAGGGAGAGGGGGAGAGACGUCCUCGGGCCAAAGAAGCGAGAAAGUUCUUCAGUCCAGGCCCCAGCGUCCAAGAAGCCGAAGAAAGAGGAGGUUCCUAUUAUCCCGAAGGGGAAGCCCAAGUCUGGGCGAGUGUGGAAGGACCGCUCAAAGAAGAGGUUCUCCCAAAUGGUCCAGGACAAGCCCCUGCGCACAUCUUGGCAGAGGAAGAUGAAGGAGCGGCAGGAGAGGAAGCUGACCAAGGACUUCGCCCGGCACCUGGAGGAGGAGAAGGAGCGUCGCCGGCAGGAGAAGAAGCAGCGCCGUGCCGAGAACCUGAAACGCCGCCUGGAGAACGAGCGGAAGGCAGAGAUCGUCCAAGUGAUCCGAAACCCCGCCAAGCUCAAGCGGGCGAAGAAGAAGCAGCUGCGCUCCAUUGAGAAGCGGGACACGCUGGCCCAGCUGCAGAAGCAGCCGCCACAGCGGCCGGCAGCCAAGAUCUGAGCUCAGGCCUUCUGUGGCCGACCCCGGAGUCACACACAUCACCCCUCGGGCCACUACCACAUGCCUCUGCUGGCCCUGCGCUCCAACUCUGUGGCUCCAAAAUAGAGGCCCCACCCGAGACGGGGCUCUGAGCCUUCAAAGGCUCCCGGGCAGAUCUUUGUGGGACAGUUGUCCAGAGGGAGGCUGGGACCUGGCAGAGACUGGGGGAGGGAAGAGUCAGCUCCUCCUCCCCUCCCCAGGUGCCUUCAAACCGAGAAGAGUAAUCUCUGGUUCCUCAGCUCAGGAUGCUGGUGACUGGAGCGUGACUCCCCAAAAUGUGUAUGUUCUGUCUCAAGGUCCUGGGUCCAACCCAGGCCUGGAGGCCGCAAGUCCAGAAUCCAGCUCCCUCCACACCUUCCCAAAGGCUGCUUUGGUCCUGCUGUACGCUACUCACCCCGUCACCCAGCAGACCGAAUCCAGCCCUGCCCCACUCUUCAACACGUGAGGUUAAGAUGGGGCGGUUCCAUGGGGCAGGGUCUCUCUGUAGCUCCCCCUUUCCUGUACCAGACUGCAGAAGUCCCAAAGAUCUGAUUAACUCACCACCCAGCCUACAGCAGAAAUAUUUAUUGAAUGUCUGCUGUAUAGACACGAUUCUGGGUACCGAGGGAUACAGACAGAAGUCCCUGCCCUCUUGGAGCUUUUAUUCUGACAGAGAAAACCUAGUAAACAAAUAAAAUAUAUUGUGUUA